Molecule: messenger RNA, 1056 nt
Organism: Caenorhabditis remanei
Lineage: Eukaryota; Metazoa; Nematoda; Chromadorea; Rhabditida; Rhabditidae
Exons: 5
Coding region: 1-1056 (351 amino acids)
Biological process (GO): detection of chemical stimulus involved in sensory perception; sensory perception of chemical stimulus
Cellular component (GO): membrane
Molecular function (GO): olfactory receptor activity; G protein-coupled receptor activity
Source: RefSeq, a predicted model, not a curated record
AUGUCACUUCUUUUAACCACCCCUAGUAGUCUCGCCUUGUCCGCUACUGAUUUUUUCGCAUCUGAUCUGUGUACAGUCCACUCAACAAACACCAAAACCUGCAAUAAUGACUGGAUAUCGAAACCAGGAACUUGUUACGAAGACACUUGUUGUACCAGUUUUGAGACUGCCACGUCAUGGUACUAUCGAUUGGCUCAAGGAUCCCAUGUGAUUUUUAGCUUACUAGGAUUACUAGUCAUUAUCAUUUAUGCAUCGAAAUAUUCUUCGAAACACAUGUUACCAGACAAUGUGAGAGUUUUGGUGAAUAUAAUGUUGAUUCUAAUGUUUGCUCACUCCAUUGACAUGAUCAUGAUACAUGUCUAUCACAUAUCUCAAUCCUAUAAAGCAAUUGUUUCCAAUCCAUGCGCAGUGCGAGUUCAAGUUUCAUUCUGUGCUCUUUUCCGGUACACAUUCUCAUUUUGUACGUUGGGUCUAGCGUUUUGUCAGUAUUGUCUCUAUAUUGAUCGACUCCUGUGUGCUUUCUACAAUGACUACUUAAAAUAUCAGAAAGUUAUUCAGUACUUGCUGGUGUUGAAAUGGAUCAUCUUGUCGGCAGGGGUGAUUGCGUGGGUCUAUCGUGAAGAAGACUCUGAAUCUUAUCUCCUUUCUUGUCUGAAUAUUCCACUUGAUUCUAUGAAGCUUUGUACCAAAAAUUUGGAUUCCAGAAGCCGCUUCGAAAUCAACAGUCAUUUCACAGCGGCAGUCGACGUGGAGUCUUCUGAAUUCUUGUACAUUGUAACCAUAAGUCAAGCAGUUUUCAUUGUGAUCUACCCAGUUUUGUCACUUUCCAUGCGGUUUUUCUACGAAGACACCCCCAGACCAUUACAUCUCACAAUUGCCACAUUAUCUUAUGUGUUCAGUAUUUACUGUUUUGUGAUUCCGUUGGUGAUGGUAGAUUACGGAAGAAAACGAGAUGGCACCAGAAGAACGAGAAUAUGGAGUCAUGUCAAGUUGAAGUCAGUGGGAAAAGAAGGAGCAGACAACUAUUUCGGAAUGAUGAAGUCUCAAUGGGAGUGA